Phycodurus eques (leafy seadragon) is the source of this 7416-nucleotide messenger RNA. RefSeq names its product ubiquitin protein ligase E3 component n-recognin 3 (gene ubr3). Gene Ontology annotation, biological process: ubiquitin-dependent protein catabolic process via the N-end rule pathway; protein ubiquitination. The coding region runs from base 185 to 5713 and encodes 1842 amino acids. NCBI's taxonomy places the organism in Eukaryota, Metazoa, Chordata, Actinopteri, Syngnathiformes, Syngnathidae. Gene Ontology annotation, cellular component: ubiquitin ligase complex; cytoplasm. Gene Ontology annotation, molecular function: ubiquitin protein ligase activity; zinc ion binding. The record is from RefSeq and is a predicted model, not a curated record. The transcript is spliced from 40 exons.
AACAACACCUUAAAUAUACACGUACAAUAAGUGCGAAUUGCAACUUUUUAGGGCUGCAUAUCUCUUUUAUAUAUUAAAAAAAUUAUAAUAUUCAACGAACGCUAAUAACGAAGAGUAUCGCGAGAAGCCGCGAGAACAUGGUAGCAAGAUAUCCAAAAUACAUUUGUGGACAACAAGCCAGCGAAUGAUGGCGGCGUCGCUGUUGCGCCGGGACAAGAAAGCUACUGCCGCUCACCUGAAGGCAGACUUGAGGCGGACUGACAACAGCUCUGCGCUCCGACAAAUUCACGAGCUGCUGGACGACGUGCUCAAUCCCGAAAAACCAGCGACGGACACAGAGGCGCUUGACUGGUGUAAAUGUCUCAUUGCAGGAGGCGAAGCAUUCGAGCAGUUCUGCAAAACGGUCCGCUCUUAUGACAACGCCACCCUAUGCGGCUUGGUGUGGACGGCGAAUUUUGUGGCAUAUCGAUGCCGGACCUGUGGCAUCUCCCCUUGCAUGUCACUGUGCGCCGAGUGCUUCAACAACGGAGACCAUACUAGCCAUGACUUCAACAUGUUCCGGAGCCAGGCUGGCGGGGCCUGUGACUGUGGAGACAGUAAUGUCAUGCGAGAGAGUGGCUUUUGCAGACGGCAUCGGUUGAGAACAGGAGAGAACAUCCCGUCAAUUCCCAGAGAUCUUCUGUUGAUGUCAGAGUUGGUUCUCCCUCGCUUUAUCCUGUCUGUCAUACAGUAUUUGAGGGAUGGAUAUACAGAACCAGACACCUCAUCUGAGAGAGAUUUACAAAAAGUUCUUCAGCAGCUGGAGCCUCAAAUCUCCUUCCUGGAGGAGCUCACCAAAAUGGGCGGAGCAAUGCGGACUGUACUAACAAAGAUCUUGACCAACCAACAAACAUUCAAGGAAUUGAGCAUGGGCCAGGAGGACAAUUUGUUCGCUAAAAAGAAUUACGACAAAUAUUUGGCAGCACUGAAGAAUUCUGGCUUGGUGUCUGUAGAGGACAAGGCCCAAAGUACUGGCGACGUCGCUGUCGGGGCCGAAGGAGGUGCUAACGCCCUACUGGGAUCCGCAGCAUCAGGGAGCCCAGAUGAGUCGAGCAAAGAGGAGGACCAAGAUGCGGGACAAUCUGUUGGUCAGAGAAAGAGGGUUAAGCUGAGUAGCAGUACAAAAGACCUGUCUAUUAUUGAAUGUUUGAAGCAUAAGUGUUUUUUGGAGGAGCUCCUGUUUUGGACAAUCAAAUACGAGUUUCCACAGAAGAAGGUCACCUUCUUACUGAACAUGUUACCAGAUCAAGAUUACAAGAUCACUUUUACAAAAACAUUUGUUCAGCAUUAUGCAUUCAUCAUGAAAACCCUGAUGAAAAGCCACGAGUCUGACACAAUGUCCAACCGUAUCGUACAUAUCAGCGUGCAGUUGUUCAGCAACGAGGAACUGGCUCGUCAUGUGACUGAGGAGUGUCAGCUGCUGGACAUCAUGGUCACUGUCCUCCUUUACAUGAUGGAAAGUUGCCUUAUUAAAAGUGAACUUCAGGAUGAAGAAAACAGUCGCCAUGUUGUGGUGAAUUGCAGCGAGGCUCUGUUGAAGAAUAACACAUACUGGCCAUUAGUUAGUGAUUUUAUCAACAUUUUGUCACACCAAAGUGUUGCAAAAAAGUUCCUUGAAGACCAUUCGUUGUUAAUGCUGUGGAUGAGCUUUGUGUCAUUUUUCCAAGGAAUGAACCUGAAUAAGCGGGAGUUGAAUGAACAUGUGGAAUUUGAGUCUCAGACAUACUAUGCAGCAUUUGCAGCUGAGCUGGAGGCCUGUGCGCAACCAAUGUGGGGUCUUUUAACUCACUGCAAAGUCAAAGAGACUCAGGAGUAUACUAAAACUGUGGUACGCUACUGUUUGGAGACUCUUCAGAUCUGGUUUGAUGCCAUCAGCUUUAAUGAUGAGCCUUUGCCAAAUCAAGUGACAUUUCACUUGCCACUGCACCGCUACUAUGCCAUGUUCCUCAGUAAGGCUGUGAAGUGCCAAGGCCUGGACCUGGACAGCCUACUGCCUGACCAAGAGAUGCUAAUGAAGAUCAUGGUGCAUCCACUGCAAAUUCAGGCAUGUCUGUCAGAGAUCCACAGCAACAUGUGGGUUAGAAAUGGGUUACAGAUAAAAGGACAAGCAAUGACCUAUGUACAGUCACACUUCUGCAACUCCAUGAUAGACCCUGACAUCUUUUUACUCCAGGUUUGCGCAUCAAGACUUGAUCCCGACUAUUUUAUCUCUAGUGUUUUUGAGAGGUUCAAAGUGGUUGAUCUUUUAACCAUGGCGUCUCAACAUCAGAAUGCUGUGUUAGACUCUGAACAAGAAAGACCAAUGCUAGAAGGUGCUCUGACCUUCUUAGUCAUACUGACAAGCCUUCGCAUUCAUUUAGGGAUGACAGAUGAUGAGAUUCUUCGGGCUGAGAUGGUCUCACAGUUGUGUAUGAACGAUCGCACGCACAGCUCGCUGUUAGACCUUAUUCCUGAGAAUCCCAACCCAAAGAGUGGCAUUGUACCGGGGAGCUGUAGUUUUGAGGAGAUGCUCUCUGCUGUGGCAGAUUUCAAAGCACCUGUGUUUGAGCCAGGUGGUUCCAUGCAGCAGGGCAUGUACACACCCAAAGCGGAGGUGUGGGAGAAUGAGUUUGACCCCAUCAUGGUUGUUCUCAGAACAGUCUAUCGACGUGAUGUACAGUCCGCAAUGGACCGAUAUUCAGCAUUUUUAAAGCAGUCUGGCAUUCACACUGGUAACCCAUGGCCUCCAUACAAGGAGAGGACUCCCCUGCACCCGUGCUAUAAAGGUCUAAUCAAACUAUUGCACUGCAAGACCUUGCACAUUGUGAUAUUCACUCUCCUUUACAAGAUAUGGAUGGAUCAUCAGAAUAUGUCUGAACAUGUGCUGUGCAUGGUGCUUUACCUAAUUGAGCUGGGCUUGGACAACCAGGUUCAAGACAGCAAAGAAGAUGAGGAGCCUUGCAUUGAGGAGCACUGUCAUGACAGUUGGUUCCCUGGCACCAACCUCAUCUCAAAUCUACACCAUGUCAUCAACUUUGUGAGAGUGAGAGUUCCUGAGACGGCACCCGAAGUGAAGCGUGAAGCUCCGCCCAGCACCAGCUCUGAAGCUUCAUCCUAUGGCCAGAACUCACACAGGCGUCUUUCAGCCAAUUGGAGAGAGAACCUGCGUGAAGCCCAGGUGUUCAGCCUUGUUGCAGAGCGCAGAAGGAAGUUCCAGGAGAUAAUCAACCGCAGCAGUUCAGAGGCUAGUCUGGUUGUCAGGCCCAAGAGUUCGUCAACGCGCUGGGUGCCGCCAGGUACGCCCCCGCAGCUGGUGACGGAGAUCCUGGAGAUAAGAGAGAGCAUGUUGUCCCUCCUCGUCAAGCUGCACCAGAAGCUGUCAUCCAAGCAGAACUCCCUGUCGGAAUCCUGGCUAGAUAAUAUGGACACAAGCCGUCACGCUCACGGAGAUGGCAUUACAGCCAUCGAACGUAUCCUCACUAAGGCAGCCACGCGGAGCUGCCAAAUCAAGCGUAGCAUCCAGGACAUUUGCGGAAAGGUGUAUCCUCCUGUGCCACCAAAGAAGAACAGUCCAACAGACAAAAAAGCCAUGGAUAAAGAAGAGCGGCGCCAGAGAGCUCGAGAGAGGCAACAGAAGCUGCUCGCUGAAUUUGCCUCCAGACAGAAGAGUUUCAUGGAAACAGCUAUGGAUGUUGAAUCACCAGAAACAGAGGCAGCAAUGGACCUGGGAGCAUCUGAGAUGAUGGAGUCAGAAGUGCUUUAUGACUGUGUGAUCUGUGGACAGAGUGGACCCUCAACGGAGGACAGACCUACUGGCCUAGUUGUUCUCCUCCAGGCCUCCUCAGUGCUUGGACAUCGCUGCAAGAACACCGAGGCAAAAAAUCUCCCGACCAGUGACGAAGAGCACAUUUACUCUGCUGACACGUGUGCAGUGGCUCAUGACGUCCGGCUUACCCUCUUACAGCGGUUCUUCAAGGAUAGCUCCUGUCUGCAGUCUGUGUCAAUAGGUUGGGACGGGGGUGUCUACGUGCAGACCUGCGGACACACUUUGCAUAUAGAUUGCCACAAGUCAUACAUGGAGUCUCUGAGGAAUGACCAGGUUCUCCAGGGAUUCUCUGUUGACAAGGGUGAAUUUACUUGCCCGCUAUGUCGACAGUUUGCCAACAGUGUCCUUCCCUGUCGACCCGGACGCAGCUCAGAGGCCGGUGCAUGGCAGGCUUCCACAAACAAGAAGACCAGUGUGCUAAUAAAAGAAGUGGAAGCUCUUCAGGACAACUUAGGCAUUUUCCCAACGGAGUCCAACUUGAGUAAAGAGAUGGAGUCGGUUAUCAAAGACAUUAAGAACACCACCCAGAAAAAGUACAUGGAUUAUGGCAAAAACCCUGGCUCCUCUGAUAAUGAUUUCCUCUUCAUGUACUCCUUGGCAAGAACCAACUUGGAAUUAGAACUUGUGCACCGAGGAGGCAACCUGUGUUGCGGGGGUGCAAGUGCCACUGCAAAGCGCUCAUGUCUCAAUCAGCUGUUUCAUGUGUUGGCCAUGCACAUGCGUCUAUACAGCAUUGAUUCAGCCUACAACCCCUGGAUGAAGCUGACUCAACUUACACAAAGCAGAGAGCCAGAUAGUUUUGAUGACGAAAGACCCGAAGUACCUAUGCUGUUUAGAGAUGUCCCAUCCCUGUUGAUUAUCUUUGUGCUGACCAUGCCACAGCCCCUGCGAAAAGAACACUUUACCUGUGUAGUGAAGAUGCUCUACAACCUUCAGUUCAUCCAGGCUCUGGCUGCACUCUCCAGCAAGCUGAGGCCAGAAGAAAGGCAGGCCUGGAACUCAUCUGGGGCAAUAAAAAAGGAACGUGCAAAUGCAGAGACGUCGUUUGAAGUACUGCUUGGUCACGUUAUCAGUGAGUUGUCCAAGAGCAACAGUGUCUAUGCAGUAAAUAUGGAAGAUAUAAUGCUGAGCUCUAGUGUGUGGUCCCCACAAUCUGUUGAGUUCAGCCUCCAGCAGUACUGCCUGCCCUUCCUUCGACUCUCCUGCCUUCUGCAGCAUCAUCUCUAUGGGGACAACCUCACUGGCUGCUUGGAGCAGGAAGAGUUCUCGUCCUUGGCAGUGUGUUUGGGGCUCGUACCUGCAACCUCCGUGGUUUCAAAUCCCGUGAACAGUGCCUCGUGUCUGGAGUGGGCGCUCAGUGCCUUCGACUUGGUCACACAGUGGUGUGCUGAGGUCAAAGGGCUCUCUCAGGUGCAGGCAGAGCAAUCGCUGACCUUGCUUGUCCAGGAUCCUCAGUGGGCACUGCCCCGCCUCCUCCAGCUGCCUGACAACUACAAUAUCAUCUUCCAGUACUACCACAGGAAGGCCUGCACUGUUUGUAAAAAGGUGCCAAAGGACCCCGCGCUCUGCCUUGUCUGUGGCGCCUUUGUCUGUCUCAAGGGGGUUUGCUGCAAGCAGCAGGGUAUCAGUGAAUGUGUUUUGCACUCCCAACACUGUGGCGCUGCUACUGGCAUUUUUCUACUGAUUAACGCUUCAGUCAUCAUCAUCAUCCGUGGACAUCGCUUCUGUCUCUGGGGUUCUGUUUACCUUGAUACCCACGGGGAGGAGGACCGCGAUUUACGCCGUGGAAAGCCUCUCUUCUUGUGUGAAGAGAGAUAUCGAGUGUUGGAGCAACAGUGGGUUUCACACACCUUUGACCACUAUCAAUAAGCGCUGGGGGCCUCACUAUAACGGACUCUAAAAAAAUCCUCCAAAGCCCACUUUAAAACUGCAGCCUGUCACAGAGAAGAAAACCCUUUGCAAUUUGUGCAGUUUUUUGCCAGUGUGUUUGACAUGUUUGACAAAAACUUCCACUUUAGGUAUCUGUGCCAUGACCUCAGUUUGUGUGAAGUUUGGUGUACAAUCACGAGCCCCAAGGAUAAAACGUGUGCGUGUGAUGAUUUUAUUAUGUAGUUUUCGCCAGAACCGCCCCUUCCACACAGGCACAUGCACACACACACACACACACACACGCACGCAGGCACGCACGCACACACACAGUUUGGACACAAUUAAAAAAAACAGCACAACCUUUCCUGGAGAUUUAAUUGGUUUGGAGUAGCCUGUAGAAGACUUUCAGAUUUAUUUGGGUAUAUAUAAAUAUGUAUGACAUGUCUAUCGCUGAUUCUCCCUGCAAUAAUGCACCAUUUAUGAUGAUAAAGCAUAUUCCCUCUUAAUCAUGGUUCUGGUAUGAGUUUCAAGCUCCUGACGGGUGCAGAUGCAUUACUACUACAUGACAUCAACACACUAUAGAGUUUUUUUUGCAAAAGAGCAAAAAGGCUCCUUUUAUGGGUCUUGUUGCAAUCCAUCCUCAGGAAUUUUUUUUUUUUUUUUUUUUUUGCUGUUGAAAAUACGUUUUAGAUAUUUAAAUAAAUGCUGCUGCUCAUUGUUUGAGUAAUUUUAACUUUCGUGAAGGUUGCGCAUUGAGGUUUCGCUUGGAUCGCUAGGAACGUCGGCUCACACGCUCUUUCAUGUCAGAGGACACGUGGGGUCACUUUAUUACACUCACUGAAGUUAACCACGUCCUUCUUGAGCUCUGCUUUUUUGUGGCUGUGUGUGGAGAAGACAUGCUCACAAGUCAACACGGGAAACACUAUGAAGGUCUGCAGCCCAAAAACAAAUGAGUUUGCUGAAUCUUUCAGCAAUCGAGAGUCCUUCCCUGGUUCUCUGUUCAUGCCAUCAAAUGGAAAUGAAGUUGCUUUAAAGAAAUGUUAAAAUCUGAAAAGUUUUCUCGAGGCCUAGAACUGUGGAGUUGUGACUACAGUUUUGUGACCGUGACGACUAUCUCAGACUCAUUUGUCAUCUGGCAGUGAUUUGUAGGUGCAUUCCAACGUUACACUUGGACUUAUUUUUUUUCCUCGAGUAUCCGCGUUACACUGUGCAUGACAUCUUUCGAGCCGCUUUGUUUAAGUGUCUUAGCUAAUGCAUUUGUUUUAAAGAACUUUUGUUUUCUGGAGCAGAGCGUAAGUUCAUCCAGUCGUGCCUGUGAGAUGUUUUGAUCGGAGUGAGGAUAAAAUAAGCGCUCGUAUCACUGGCGUCAGACGCCGGGCCGCCGUUUUCAAGGGUUUGGUUUAAGUUGACACUUGAAGUAAAGACAAAAAAACUAAACUUGCAGAAAUGAUGCACGCUGCUUUUAUGUUUACCAAGUUUCACUUCAUCAUCACGUUUGCAGUACCCACUUUGUAAAUGACCGCAAGCAAAUAGUUGAGUGUAAAUUGUGAUCGAAAGCUCUUGUGUGUCUUCUCAUGUGUGAUUGAUUGAAGAGAGAAUACAGUACAUUACUGUAUGUGAAGAAUCAAACUUUCUGAUUUUGGCCAGAAAGUAUGACUUGGACAUUUAAUGCAACAUGUAAUAUAUGUGAAUAAAAUACAAGC